Molecule: messenger RNA, 9884 nt
Organism: Porites lobata
Lineage: Eukaryota; Metazoa; Cnidaria; Anthozoa; Scleractinia; Poritidae
Source: the annotation of a GenBank genome assembly
AUGAUCUUAAAAAGUAGGUUCGCUGAUGUUACAAUUCCUCAGAAUAUGUCAUGGCCUGAAUAUGUCUAUCGGAACUUUGACAGCUACGGUGACAGGACAGCAAUUGUAAGUAGCCAACAACCUUAUAAUUCGGCUAAGACUAUACUAAUGGCGCUCUUGAACUCCAAUCAGCUAAUAGAUAAACUCCAGAGCUAAAUGGCUAGUUUUCUUGGGGGGAUAGGAAAAAUUUCCUAGUUCCGUGCGAUCCUUGUUAUAAGCGGCCUAUUCCUCUCCGUGGAAAACAUGUCAAUGAGGUCACUUUCAAACUGGGCGUUUUAGUGUGAAUGGAUGUGUUAGAGGUUGAGGGUAGGCUCGCUUUAUUACGGAUGUCAGAGGAUGUAUUUAUAUUUUUCCGAACAAGCAGAUCUUUUCAGUUUAUUUUGUUGGGGACCGGACAUAUUACUAAGGGGCGGUUUCGGUUCACGGUCGUUCUCUAGACUUUCUAACGGAAAGUUUAUAAACGAUGUAUGGGUGUAGUCUAGUGAUAGCCUUCCUCAGGAAAAGAAUAAAAAAUGCUCGUAGAAAGAGACCUGAACCUGCCAUUUCGUGAGAAAUGUUCAUACUUUAGUAAGUUAAUAAAUCAGAUAAUACGCGAGAAUCUCGAGAGCAGAACCACAAGUAUAGAACCCGAGAUUGAAGAAUGUUUUGAUUUCAGACACCCCUUUGUCCGGUUGCGGUCAAUACAUGUUGAAUAGCUGUUAUAGCUUCUAUGCAAAUUUAAGGUCCCUUUACGCAGUAUCGGCUUUCGUGUUUGCCGUCAGCUAUAGAGAAAAAAAUUUACAUAAGACUUCUUUGUGAUGUGCCUCUUUUUGCAUACUGGUCACGCAACUUAUGAAUGCCUAUAAAUAUUUACUGAAGAUCGCGGACACUGCCGACUUUUAAAUUUUCUGGUAGACUUAAAACUCACUAUAGUCGUAACAGACGGGAAGAUAGCUAUUUACCGAGUUAGAAUUUUGAGUUGUUGGAUAUGAGAAGGGGGCGGGCGGGCGGGGAGGGUUAGUCUCAUACACAGCCGUUUUUUAGCGUCGUCACACCCAGACUAACGGGAGGGUCUUGGAUUUGGUGCUGUCCAAGAUGAAUUAAAACCAGGAUGCUGCUCUAACGAACCCUCCUUUAACAAUGGAAAUUCAUUGAGACAAUAUGAGGCCGUGUUCAAAUGUCCUUUACUGCCGAGGCGAGUGCAAAACACUUUGUUCAGCGACAGCCUCAGUUCUCUUUCCCGAUCAAUGCUCUGUUUUCGACAUUUUAAAACAUGCCUGACGGCUAUGCCAUGCUGCUGAGCCCCACGAAGGGCGAAACAGCUGUCUAUGGUUGCCACUGCCCGGUUGAUAUGGUUGUACACAUGCGUAAGGUGCUGGGCAUACCGCGGAGCUGGUACUGUGCUUUAGUGAUGGUAAAAUUAAAGGUGUUGUUUACAACCCAUGCUGCCAUACACUCCCAAUUAAUGAUUAUUAAUGCAGAUGAUUACCUGCCAGACUAGAAGAAAACGAGUAAAAUUGCCGUGACAAAAUAAUGUAGAGCGCCUGUUAUGUAUCUUGCUUUCAGAUCGAUGGGGUAUCCGGCCACUGCUACACGUUCAAACAACUCAAGAGCUUAACUAGAAAGUUUGCUUCCUCUCUGGUGAAAAGAGGCUUUAUGAAAGGAGAAGUUUUUGCUAUCUAUCUUCCUAACAUUGUAGAAUAUGCUAUCAUUUUCUACGGUGUGGGCUUCGCAGGGAGUACCUCUACCACAGUGAACCCACUUUACACCGCCAAAGAGUUAGAGAAGAAGCUAAGUGAGACGCAGGCUACGUAUCUUGCUACAUCGCGCCAGUUCCUGGACAAAGCUUUAACUGCAAAUAAGGCCCAAGGGAAAAUAAAAAAGAUCAUUGUCAUCGGUACGUAGAGUUAACAGGUUUGUUGAGGUCAGUUCGUUUUGUUGUCGCAGUUAUCUUACUCAUCUCCCCAACUUGAACUCUGUGCUUUGUCCCUUGGGGGCGGGUAGUCAGGGAAUGUUUCGGUGGGAGUUCUCCUCUGCCGUGGACCCUGAAACCCUUGACCUAUACCACCCAUGUUUAACUGCUGAUUUUGCCGACUUUAUUCUAGACUAGGUACCAAAUACCCCUAAGUCUAUCACCGCUACGAAACAGAAACUUCAUUUUUCAUGCCAUUGUUGGGUUCCUCAAAUGAUACCAAGACUAAAACUGCCUGAAAGCCCAUCUCCUCCUAGAAGCACGUACCACUCCGGCUGGCUUUUUAACUCUCGGACUACUCAUUCCACUCAUAACGCAUUUUCCAUAAUACACCUCAUUUGCACCCCAAAAUUUUGCAUAAGCAAUGUUUUUAAUUUCUCUCUGGGCGACUGUCUUAAAAACAAGGAGAAGUUGGAUUUAAAUGUUUACUCAAAAUUUUAGGGGACAUCGCAACGACAAUUUUUAGCGCUACAGCGCGUUGCAAGAGGGUCUCAAUGGGGUGGUGGCUUUUACGGUUAUCGGCUAAAAUUUUGGCUCUUUUACGGCUAUCGGUUAAUUUUUUUCAGUUACGGUUAACGAAAAAGUUAAAAAUUAACUUCUUUUGUUUCAAAGAGUUAAAUAUUAAUCAACCUGUAUUUUUUUGAAUAAGGGUCUUCGGAUCAUCUCGGGAUGAAAUAAGCUAUUCUUUUAUAAAGUAUUUCACUUCUAAUAUUAUUUUACACAUAGUAAUGUCAAUAGCCAAUUGAAAAAUUAUCUUCGUGAAAAAGCAAAAGCAGACACACGAACGCCAAAUCAAAGCCGGGGCGCGACAUUCAUUAAAACAGAAAUGGCCGUUUUCACACUAGAGAAGGAUUAUUCGUGUGAGACGGGUUAUCCGUUUGAUGAUUCGCGUCAGAUAGGUAAUAUGUCUUAAUUUGAAAAUGGAAUAGUUUUAAUUUGGAACGAACAAUCUGCCUGACUUUUGAAGACGGGAUUAUCCGUUCCAGAUAGCCUGUGUACAGCCGCCCCCUCCCCUCAGAAAAAAUCGGAGAAGGGGUGUCUGUGGAGAGGACGCGACUAGACACAGGCUAGUCUCAGACGGAUGAUCCAUUUCUAGCUAUAGUGUCAAAAAGGCCAAUAACAAAAUUCCCGUGUCCAGUGUUUUUAAUGAUAGCGAAGGACUACGGAACGAUUGUCUGCCGUUGCCUUGUCCGUAGGCUGCAUUAUUCCGCACGGCUAAUGCGUUUCGGGUCACGUGGUCCGAGCGAGUUCACCACCGAAAUGCCUUGACCGAAACUGCGUGGGUAGACGCCGUACAGGGACUAGGCAUGGCAAUGUCUACCGUAGCGUCAGAGAAAAACAGGGAAAUGUUGCUUAUCGGCAACGAGUUUUACAAACAGUGACAUCUCUGCGUGUUGUUUCACUAGUGUUUCGAGGGCACGACCUCCGGAAAAUUGCAAAUAUUAAUCCCCAGCAAGAAGCCACACUUUCGCUAGUUAGUUCCCAGAGAGAGCGCCGGAAAUGGAGCCUAGGUCUAGGUUAACUCCUAAAAGGCGCUUCGCCUAACGUGCGUAUGGAGUCACACUAGCCGGGAAAUAAAAAACGCAACCAUAAGUGAGUUUAGUACCUUCCUUAAAAGUAGCAAAUCUAGGGAACACUUUCUUUUACGGUUAACUCUUUUUUACCCUAAUUACGGCUAACGGUUAAAAUUUUUCAAUUUUUACGGCUAUCGGCUAAAUUUUUGGCCGUUUUACGCCUAUCGGUUAACCCCAUUGAGACCCUCUUGCAACAUUGAUACGACAUUGUUCUGAAUGGUUACAAGAUUGUUCCAACAUGGCAACGCUGACGGUUGUACUAAAAAUCGUCGUUACGAAUCGUCCUUUGUAACAUCACCUUUAUGGGAAAUACGUAAGUGGUGAAUAAGGUAAUAUAGUCAACUCUCUCCAAGACGGUAAUCGCUGAUAACGGCCCUGCUGUCCGACUUAGCGAGUUGCCAGUCGAGGUGACGUGAUACCAGUAAUACAGGAAAAUAAAUCUGAACCGAUUGACGUCUGUUUUACUUAUGUAAAACAGUAGGAAAAUGAAACACUUUCUCAUUGUGUAAUCAAACGUUCAUUUCAUGCAAACAUUCAUGGCUUAGCGAUCUAAAAGCGUAACAGUUUACAUUCGAGUAUACCACUCUCUGCGCACUGGAACAAGACUACGAAAAAAUAAACUACAUAAUUACAUAAAGCACGUCUCAAGUGUCCUUUGAUGGCCUCAAAAAUGUCCUUUAUUCGUGUUAGAUAGGUUCUUGUCUUUUUAAUGGAUAGUUUAAUUGCAGUAAAAUGACUCCCGAAAUAACGGCAGGGACCAUGACAGGGUGUCCAUCUUCGAGAGGUGCCCGUUAUGAGAGAGUUGACUGCAUGCAUAAUUAAUUGAAAAAUACGUAUUCGACUGCUAUGAGAAAAGAAGAUCAUUAGUUGUUUGGGUUAACAUUGAUUAUAGUUCCACUAGUGUGCAAUUUCUGUUAUGAUUUUAAAUUAUUUGGAUAAAGUCGAUAUACAUAGGACUGUAUAAGACUCCAAAUAAAACAUUGUCUUGUCUUGUCUUGCAUAACGAACCGUUCUUUAACAGAUCCAGAGGAGGAAGUUAGUAACUGCGACUAUGAGCUGUUUACCCAGCUCGUUGACGACGACGAAGCAAGCUUUCCAGAACAGAUCGCGAUACAUAAAGACGACUUAUUCAACAUACCAUACUCAAGUGGUACCACAGGGUUUCCAAAGGGAGUAAUGGUCACCCAUGGCAACAUGCUAGCCGACAUUUGCAUAAUGCUGGGCUCAGGAACUUUGGUUUUAACAGAAGAGACUGUUCUAUUGGCACUGCUUCCGUUUUAUCACACGUAUGCUCAGCUUAUUAUGCUUGGUGCGGGCUUAGCCCAGGGAUGCAAGGUGGUUGCUUUGCAGCGAUUCGAACCAGAAACAUUUUUGCAAGUGAUGCAAAAUUAUAAGGUGGGAUAAGCAUUUCUGUCAGAUCUCAUUUUUUCUGCGAGAAGUACAUAUAGGGGACGUUUGAAACAAUUGACACACAAGUCAAGCGAGUGCCAUAAGAGCGGUAAUCUUUUAAAGCUAAAAUAUUACUUUCAGACCUUCGUCACAACAGGCGUAUUCCCCUUGCCCGUCCUCCAUUUUGUUCUUUGUCUUUAACCCUCUAAGCCCUAAGAGAAUCAGCAUCUAAUUUCUCCUUUUAAUAUCAAUGCUUUGUAAAACAGAGUGGUCAUGAGAAUUACGGACAUGAUCGCGCAAGAUGAAUUUGCUUGAUAUUUUAUCAACCUCUCCUCACUACUUCUGUAGGAAAUGAAUAGGAGCAACAAAUGAGAAUUCAAAUUUUGAUCUUCGGGUUUAAAGGAUAAAGUGCCCGAUAUCUUAUUGGUCGCAUUUUUUCUCUUCCCAAGGCAUGUAAUCUUGCUUUGUAAACUGUCUGUGUUCAAAAUCAAAGAUGGAACUGACUUCUCGUCGACCAUAGAAUAGGCCUCUACUGGAUUGGUUUCCUUGAAAUUCAGUUCCCCGGAAAGUUUUGUUCCGCCGGAGAGCUAAAUUUGUCAGUUUUAUUUUAAUCAGGUUACAUAUGCACCAGUUGUUCCUCCGAUUGUGCUCUUUCUGGCCAAGGAUCCGUUAGUCGACAACUUUGACUUGUCUUCGGUUGAGGAAGUCUUAUGCGCAGCUGCUCCAAUGGGCGAUGGUCUAGAGGACGCACUGAGCAGACGAUUGCCCAAAGUGAAAGAAAUUAACCAAGGUAUUUUACAAAUCGGAAACUACAAAAUGUUAUAUUUGAAUGAAUAAUUACCAUGCCAAGAACGUGGGACAAGGAAAAAAUGCUUGAGAACUAGCCGGACAGGAUUGAAAUGACUAGAAAGGAUUUGGGUCAGUAUUAAGUUGGUUAACAGGCCUUUUUUAACAACUCGAGUUGUUUAAGGCCUGUGUCCAAUGGGCUUACCUGUAGAAAAUAAUUUAUUGGCUAUAUCAUAAACAAAGAGUAUGGGGCACUGAAUUAUAAUUUGGCAAUGAAUAUUUUGUUGGUAAGUCACGUGGCAUGUCACGUGGCCUUAAUAUUACGUUUUGCAAAAGAAGACUUCAAGAUUUACUUCUGGGGAAAAUUCCAUCUUGUUCUAGGUAUCCUAGCGAGAGUUAUUGCCAUUCAAUCAUAUUUUUCGGGCGCACCUUUCGUCCAGGUUUGAAACCCCUUGGGAAACCUUUACAUAUGGAAGUACAUCACAGCCACACAGAUGCUCGAACUUAGAGUCCACAGUGGAACUCGUUAAGUCCCGCUGUGUUCUACAGAGUUGCUUGGUUCUCAGUUUGUCUAUGUUUUACUAUGUGACGUUUUAUAGUUAAUUCCUAUCACAGGUUAUGGCAUGACAGAAAUGCUUGCUACUCAUAUGCAGCCCAGGGGAGGCACGAAACCCGGAAGUGUUGGUGUCCUUAUGGCCAACUUGGAAUGUAAGGUAAAAGUUUUCUAUAUGCAUAAAAACUAUUUUCCUUUCCAACCAUGAAAUUUAGAAAUGUUUAAAUAAGUACAUACAUAUACAUACAAUCAUAUAACUUUACUUAAACUCGGAUUUAGAAUAGUUUGAGAGAGAGCUAGUAUCUCCGAGUAUAAUAAUAUUUAAGAAAUACAACAAAAUUGAUAAAGUAUGAAAGUAUAAAAUUGCUACGACUAUUAUUAGUUUCGUCUUACAAAAAAAAUUACACAGUAAUAUUAUGAAUAGCGCGCUUAAAAGCAAUGAGAGAUUGAGGAGCAGUAUAUCUGAACGAUUGUAAUCUAUAGUAGGUUGUAGUAACUCUUGAUAGAUCCAAUUUUAGGGUACCUCUGAGGUUAUACGCAGUUGUUCGUUCUUUUAAUGGUGAUCUGAGCCGUGUUGGGGCAAUUCCUUAUAUUAAAGAGUCUUGUAUUCCCUUAUCAAAUUCCUCACGUAGUGAGGUAACGUUGAUUCAUCGCUGGAUUUGCCACGCUACGAUCUCUUUAGCCUACCGCGCCACAGGAGAAACAUCUGGCUAAGUCGUCUUCGAAACAGCGUCGAAAUCUUUGUCCUGGGCCCCCACCUGUGUACUGGGACUCGAGUUCGCGCAAUGAUUGGACCGUUGAAAAAGCCAUUGUUGAUUUUGCCAAUCAGGUUGAAGAAAAAUGCGAAACGCACUUCGAGUAAUUCGUAGCGUCCGUCGGCGGUCCAGAGAAAGGAUCUCGGCGCUUCUUCGCAGGCGUUACUUGCCAUGGUUGUUCACAGCUGUCGAUAUAAAAGCCACUCGAUCUCCUAAGCGUUCGAUUGCUCGUGGACGACUUCCGUAUGAAAAAGAAGGGAAUGCUCUUCACCUUGCGAUGUAAUGCAAAUUCUGGUCUCACUUAUGGAGUUUAGGAUGGAAAGCUUGGCAAUAGUUUUACCGGUAUUGCUUUGGGUUGUGCGUAAAGAAUUACAAUAGAACCUCCUAAAGCGACCACCCAAAAUGAAGAGAUUUAGCAGUCACUCACGGGAGGUGGCCGUGGACGAGAUCGACCCGCAGAUCGUCUUCCCGAGGAGAGUUUCGACCACAUCUAUUUUUUUUGCAGACAAUGUACUGUAUGAAAUGUGUAACUGUUUUGUGCAUACGUGUAGUUUCAGUUGUCAUUAAAAGGUCUUCGUACGUAUACUCUUAGUGGAGUAGUACAUACAGGGAACAAAGGAACCACACCAUUAAGCCAAAUGGUCGCUUACGAGAAGAGGAUGAAAACAAUGGAAAACUAUGAAUAAACCGUUGUGCCAAAAAGUGGUCGUGGUCGAUUGGUGGUUGCUGAUGGGAGGUGGUCGCUUAUGGGAGGUAGUCGAACAAGGAGGCUAGACAGUAUUUAAACAGUCAUAUGCUGUCGUGCCAUGUUGAACACCGCAUUUGAUUUCAUCAUCUUUAGCACAAUGAUCGAACCGAUGAUGAUGGCAGCAAAAAGUUUUAAAUAGAUGGUAAUCUUAAAUUACAGAACCUUAUAUAUUUAAUUCAGCACUUAAACUCGUUGUUAUGUACUUCAUUAAAAAGGGAAGUGUUCAUAUGUUCAAUGCUUUGCCAAAUAGAUUUUGGAUGUAUCAACUGGUGUUAUUCUUGGUCCACAUCAAGAUGGAGAAAUUUGUGUGAGGGGGCCAACAGUCAUGAAAGGUACUACCUCCGCCCCUUUUUCUAAAAUGAGAUAAUAGAGAUCUUGAAUUACCAUCCGCUGAUAAAGGGCAAUUGCUCGCGAAGAUAGAAUUGUAGUUGUAUUUAACAAUCUGCAAAGCUAGACCAUUAAUAAACAAUUAUUAGAGGAAGUUUUUGUGACAUCCGGAAUAAAAAACGUGGGGUAAGUGUUACUCUUGGAAAUUAUGCAUUGUGCGCGAAACCUACGGAUAAGUCAGUCAUCUGCUAGCAGACAAGGAACUUAUCUGAAGAAGGUUGCGCUACUUUUCAAUAUUAACUGUAAGCUCUUAGUGAGUGAGAAGACGGAUAGUGAGUACAAUGUAUAAUAAUUGUUAAAUAUAAGUGAAAAACACUAACAUACACGUAAUGAUCUCUUGGAAUCGCUAAAUAAAAUAAUUUUAUUCAUGUAUUGCAUCUUUAGGUUAUCUAAAUAACCCGGAGGCCACAGCUCGAUUAAUAGAUAGCGAGGGAUGGGUACAUACUGGAGACAUUGGAAAUUACGAUGACGAAGGGCAUUUCUUCAUUGUGGACAGGCUGAAAGACCUUAUUAAAUAUAACGCCUACCAGGUAUAAUUUUUUUGUAUUUGUUUACGUGCGCGUUGUAUUUCCUUGAGGAAAAUUGAAAACUAGCUAUGAAAAUGAAGUUUUGAAAAAGGCUCAUAUUUUACUCGAAAAAGGUCUAUAAGAAAGUUAUUUGGGUUACUCCAGGCCCAUAGUUCUUCCUAUUGAAUUCUUAACUUAAAUUAGUCUUUGUUUAGUUUUUCGUUACUACAUGUAUUUUUAAUGCAUUAUUGUCCGCGGGUUUUCACUUUACUUAUUUCUUUGUGACUGAGGAGCCCAGGCUUCAUAAGCCUUCUGGUUUCUUCUGGGCUCCCUUGCCAGCUUACAAUUCUUAUAUGUAUUUUUGUAUUGUAAUUUAUUUUGGCUAAAUAAAACUGAACUAAACUGCACUGAACAAAGUACAGGAUUCAUAAUACUUAUUUUUCGAACUCCCAAAGAUCAGUCGUUUAUGCGUGCGCGACCUUAUUUAGAAUCCUUAUGUCCAUCGCCUCGCGCAUUUUAACCCAAUAAAUAAGGGCAAAAAAUAAUGUCUUUACCAACACGGAGCGUGAUUGGGUGUAGCUGGGGGUGAAAAAGUACGGUGAGCGAGAAAAUAAACACCAUUUUAGGUUUUCGUUCGUUCGCACCCUCCUUGCGCUCGUCGCUCGAUCUCCCCGCUCGCCUAUGGUCGCGUUCUUACCAGUUUUUUGUUUUAAAGAAAAUCGAAAGACUCCGAACUGCCUGAAUAUUAUGUAAGCACGUAUUGUCUCCUGUCAAACGGAAAAGCUUAUGUACAGCCCAGCAAUAAUUUAAUCCUCUACUUGAUGGCUGUCUUGUCUCAAGAGAUUUGAAUUUCUCCUAGACCCAAAGUUUUUAAAAUGUGUUAGACUAUCAUUUCCUCUUCUCCAUAGGUCGCUCCAGCCGAACUCGAGGCGUUGCUGAUUUCUCAUCCAAACAUUGAUGAUGCAGCAGUCAUUGGUAUCCCGGAUGAAAAAGCUGGAGAGUUACCAAAAGCAUUUGUUGUACCAAAGGGUGACAUCAAACCAGAAGAAAUACUAGCCUUUGUUGCUGCGAAAGUCGCACCACAAAAGAAACUUAGGGGUGGAGUGGAGAUUAUUGAAAAAAUUCCGAAAAACGCGAGUGGCAAGAUUUUACGAAGAGACUUAAGAAAGAGAGAAAAUGAAAAUCAUUCAUCGUGA